UCGGCGCGGUGUUUGGACUCCACGGAUGUCGUGGCACUUUAGGGGAAGAAGUUGAUGUUCCGCAGGGCCCGGGGUCUGAAGACGCGGCCCGGGUGAUUCCUGGCCCCUUCCCACCCAACGCCCGCCUGCCUUUUCCCUCUUCCUCUGGCAGGAUGAGGCGUGCAGGCCUGGGUGAAGGAGUACCUCCUGGCAACUAUGGCAACUACGGCUAUGCUAAUAGUGGGUAUAGUGCCUGCGACGAAGAAAAUGAGAGGCUCACUGAAAGUCUGAGAAACAAAGUAACUGCUAUAAAAUCUCUUUCCAUUGAAAUAGGCCAUGAAGUUAAAAGUCAAAAUAAAUUACUAGCUGAAAUGGAUUCACAGUUUGAUUCUACAACUGGAUUUCUAGGUAGAACCAUGGAGAAACUAAAGGUUUUAUCCAAAGGGAGCCAAACAAAGCUACUGUGCUAUAUGAUGCUGUUUUCAUUCUUUGUCUUCUUUGUCAUUUAUUGGAUUAUUAAACUGAGGUGAUGCGAGUAAGUGUGAGUUUGGAAUUUAUUCCAACUUGACUUGGAGUACCACUUGGAUAAAAAUCAGCAUCAAAACAUUAUUUUUCAAAUACUAUGGCAUUUUCCAUUGAAGAUUAUCAAAGUUUACUUGUUUUGUAAAUCACAUUAGAUAAUAGCGUGCUCUUUGGAUACUGUUUCUUAAAGACUCAUUUUUAGCCCCUGUUUUCAGGGGUAUUGAGAUUUCUGGAAGUCAGUCUGGCCCUAAGAAUUUUUUUCUAUUGCUUGUUUAACCAUCAAAUUAAAUAGUAAUAUAAUAUUCUGUUGUUAACAUAAAUGUAGCUUUGUGUUCCAUGUAAAGAAAUGUAGAGGGACAAGCAAAAUGCCUGGAGAGCCUGAUGCGAAGCUCUUGAAGGGGUGAAUGAAUUUGUGGUAGAGUGGUAAAUGUAUUAUCCUGAACUAUCAUCAGCUGUGAAUCUGUACUCCCCUUCCUCCUAUAUUCAGUUAAAAUUGUGAGCUAAUUUAUUUUUAUUUACAGUCUUCAUAAUUUUUGAUGAUACAGAUCCUCUUCCUGUUCUGCCCAAAGACUUCAUCCUUUUAAAGUUUGUCAUUUUGGCAUAUUUCUAGUAGGGCCCAAUACAAAUAUGUACCAGUAUAGUUAUUUGUUAUUAACUUUAUAAAUUCCAUUAACUUGGCUUAUAGUAAUUUUAUGGUUUUGGCUACUUAGGUAGGUCAUUUAGUUAUCAUUUGUGACAGAAUAAUGUGAAGUAAAUUGCUAAGCUCUGAAUGGAAAUAAAGUGUUCAAGAAAAUUAGCUGCCACUGCUUUAUCAUGUGCUCAAGGUAGAUAUUGAAAAUAUUCAGGCAUUGAACUUGUAGCUGACUAUUGUUAUGUUAAUCCAGUAUAUUUGUUAAUACAAUAUAGGUGGACAAUUGAAUAGAAAGAAAUAUUGAAAUGUUAAAUACUCUGUGUUGCUCUAUUUGGAAAUUUACCUAUAUAUAGUCUCCAAAAAUAAAUUGUUUAACGAAAUA
Molecule: messenger RNA, 1514 nt
Organism: Choloepus didactylus (southern two-toed sloth)
Lineage: Eukaryota; Metazoa; Chordata; Mammalia; Pilosa; Megalonychidae
Gene: BET1
Product: Bet1 golgi vesicular membrane trafficking protein
Exons: 4
Coding region: 153-509 (118 amino acids)
Biological process (GO): vesicle fusion with Golgi apparatus; endoplasmic reticulum to Golgi vesicle-mediated transport
Cellular component (GO): Golgi trans cisterna; SNARE complex
Molecular function (GO): SNAP receptor activity
Source: RefSeq, a predicted model, not a curated record